Ziziphus jujuba (common jujube) is the source of this 3412-nucleotide messenger RNA. RefSeq names its product DEAD-box ATP-dependent RNA helicase 20. Lineage: Eukaryota; Viridiplantae; Streptophyta; Magnoliopsida; Rosales; Rhamnaceae. Bases 141 to 1856 code for a protein of 571 amino acids. Gene Ontology annotation, molecular function: ATP binding; nucleic acid binding; RNA helicase activity. The transcript is spliced from 15 exons. The record is from RefSeq and is a predicted model, not a curated record.
UUCAAAUUAGCAAAAAACCACAAAACUCUGUCCGUCUCUUUUAGCUUUCUUUUACCUCUCACUGUGUGUAAUCCACUCUCUCUGCCUCUCACUUCCGUUCUUCGCCUGAGAACUUUCCGCGUAAGCAAAGUAAAAAAACGAUGUCGUAUGUGCCUCCACACCUGAGGGACUCGAGCUCAAGCACCACAACCACCACUUCCAAAACGUCGUCGAUAACCCUAGACAGUGACUUUACCACCACCAAGCUCUCCUACACCUCCAACUCUUACCCCAAAAACAACAACAACAAUAACUCCUCCUCCAACUUGUCUUCUUCCUUCAAUGCCUCUCGCUGGACCUCCGGUGCUCUUUCGCCGUCCGUCAGGUCUCUCUCCGUUCCCGACCCCGUUUUCCCUCAAUGGAAGCCAUCCGAACGCGUCCUCCGUAUGAAGCCUGAACAGAUAGAAGAGGUUAGGUUGCGGCUUAAUGUUGAUGUCACUGCAGCUCCAGACUCCACUCCUGCACCUGCACCAAUUGAGACUUUUACAGAUAUGUGUUUGCAUUCAAGCAUCAUGGAGGAUAUAGCUUUUCAUGAAUAUACUAGGCCAACAUCUAUUCAGGCUCAAGCUAUGCCAGUUGCUCUUAGUGGUAGGGAUUUAUUGGGUUGUGCUGAAACUGGCAGUGGUAAAACUGCUGCAUUCUCCAUUCCUAUGAUACAGCAUUGCUUGGCUCAACCUCCUGUCCGACGAGGUGAUGGACCUAUAGCAUUGGUCUUAGCUCCAACUAGAGAGCUAGCCCAACAAAUAGAGAAGGAGGUUAAAGCUUUCAGUAGAUCUCUUGAGUCAUUUAAAACUGCGAUAGUUGUGGGUGGAACAAACAUAGCUGAGCAGAGGUCUGAGCUACGGGCAGGUGUGGAUGUUGUGGUUGCUACUCCUGGAAGAUUUAUUGAUCAUUUGCAGCAAGGAAACACUUCCCUUUCUAGAGUUUCAUUUGUUGUUCUUGAUGAAGCUGAUAGAAUGCUCGACAUGGGGUUUGAACCACAGAUAAGAGAGGUGAUGCAAAAUCUUCCUGAGAAACACCAGACUUUGCUGUUUAGUGCAACUAUGCCUGUGGAGAUUGAAGCAUUAGCACAGGAAUACUUAACAAGCCCUGUCCAAGUGAAGGUUGGAAAAGUGAGUAGUCCAACAGCAAAUGUAUCUCAAAUUUUGGAGAAGGUUUCUGAGACCGAGAAGAUUGAUCGGCUUCUAGCUCUGCUUGUAGAAGAAGCAUCUCAGGCUGAAAGAUCUGGGCAUCCCUUUCCCUUGACUAUUGUCUUUGUGGAAAGGAAGACAAGGUGUGAUGAAGUUGCUGAAGCUCUGGUAGCACAAGGUUUACAUGCUGUGGCUCUUCAUGGUGGCCGUACACAAAGUGAAAGAGAGGCUGCUCUUCGGGAUUUUAGGAAUGGAUAUACUAAUAUAUUGGUUGCCACUGAUGUUGCAUCUCGUGGUUUGGAUGUCACAGGAGUUGCUCAUGUUAUCAAUCUAGAUCUUCCAAAGAGUAUGGAAGAUUAUGUACACCGGAUUGGAAGGACAGGCAGAGCAGGAUCAAUGGGUCUAGCUACAUCCUUUUACAGCGAUCGUGAUAUGUUCCUUGUAGCACAUAUAAAGAAAGCAAUAGCAGAUGUUGAAUCUGGGAAUCCUGUGGCUUUUGCAACAGGGAAGGUUGCAAGAAGGAAAGAGAGAGAAGCUGCAGCUGCCCAUAAAGAAGCUAGAAUUUCUCUUUCUAAGCUCUCCAUGAAUGGACCUGCUUCAAUCAACAUCGAGGACAAGUACAGAUUCAUGAUUGCUUCGUCAAACAUUAAAAGAGAGGGUGCAGCAGAUAGUGCAUGGGAUGACUAAACCAACUCCACCUUCGCACCUUUGAGUACGAUCGAUGAUCCAUGCUCACUGCUUAGGGUCCUAGUUUCAGAGGUUGGUAAAAAGAGUAGCUUGUGCAUCUUCCGGGUUGAAGUUGGGUUUCUGUUACUUUGUUGUCCUGUUGGUUUGUCUGGGGAACUGGUCACUUACUUUUCCUGGCUCUCUCUCUCUCUCUCAUAGUGUUUGUGCAUCAUUGUUUAGUUGUGCUGAUGGAAAAAAAAAAAAAAAAAUGGAACUAUAGGCAUGUCGCUUCUUACUUGGAGAUUGGAGUAGAAAAAAUGAAGAAUACAGUCAUUGUAAGUUGUCUUCGUAUACGUUGAUUUACAUCAUUAAUGCAGCUAGUUUUUGUAAGUAGCAGGAUUGAAAAAUGAGAUUUAUUUUAUUUUAUUUUUUUUGGGUACACCAAGAUCUACUGCCAUGUGUCAAUUUAAGCCAGUGCGACGUAGCUUCAACUGAUAAAAUAUUUGAUUCCUUUAAUUGUUGUGGCUCACUGCCUCAAUAGCACCAUUUCAUGUCACAAUGCUUAUUCAACAGCGUGGAAAGUUCUGAGACCGAGUUUGGAGGCGUGAGGCGUAGACCAAACUAUUAAUGUCAGCAUCAUUAAAUUUCUUUAUUUAUUUAUUUAUUUUUUCUGUAGUAAUACAUUUUAGAUUUUAUUAAAAUUUGAAUAUUAAGUGACAUAUAUUAUUGUUUAUAUUUGGUCCAGUUUGACAAUGAAUGUUUUCUCUCUAUAUAUAUAUAUAUAUAGAUAAAUUAAUUUAAUUGGAAAAAAAAAGAUUUGUUGAAAUACUUGAUCUUGGUUUACAUGAUAAAUGCCUGUACGAUGCCAAAAAAAAAAAAAAAAAAAACAAAAAACAAAAAAAAGAAAAAAAAAAGAAAAAGAAAAGCGACUGUAUAUGACGAAAAAGGAUGAAAGUGUAAAUUAUGUUAAGCUUAGGGGCGUAAAAAAGAAAAUGCGUAGAACAAGAAAAUUUCUCGUAUGUUCUUAACUAGACGCAAAAGCAAAAAGCUUCUUCACCUUCUUGGCUGCUUUCGUCUGGCAUUUGUCUGUCACGUGCGACUCUUAGACUCCAAGGGAAUCCGAGAACGAUGGCAAGUGGAGGCAUUGCAUCGGGAUCCAGACUUCUCUUGAAGUUUCGGAGACUUCAAUCAGCAGACGUUCAGGCGGCCGCCAUGUGGGGUGUGGCCGCCACCACCGGCGCACUUUAUCUCAUACAGCCGUUUGAUUGGUUAAAGAAGACAUUCUUGGAGAAACCAGAGGAGGCUGAAACGAAGUAAAUUCGGAUGGAGGGUCUCCGUCUGAGAGCGUUUGAAGAAUUGAAAUUCAGAGAUUACGAAGUAGAGCUAGAAACAAGGAGAUACUUCUUGUUUUUGCUUCAAUAAUGCUUUUGUUUAUGUAUCUGGUCAUUUAGUGGUUACUGCUCCCAUGUGAAAUAACCUAUUUCAAAAUGAACAUUUUCAUCUUUUGUGGUGAAACCAUGAAAGUAUACAUACAUUUUAACUGUUUUAAAUCACAUUUUCAUUUUCUUUAUCUUAUA